AUGGCGAAUGUUCGUCCACAUGACCCUUUGAAGUUAUACAUUGCAGCAUAUAUAAACACAAUUGGGUGUAUGUUAGCCCAAGAUGAUGAGAAUGGGCAUGAACGGGCAGUUUAUUACCUUAGUCGGGUGCUAACUGAUAUCGAGAUAAGGUAUUUCCCGAUAAAAAAAUUGUGUUUGUCUUUAUAUUAUGCCUGUAUGAAACUAAAAUGUUAUAUGGUGGCUAAAUUGGUGAAAGUUACAGCACAAACUGAUCUCAUCAAAUAUAUGUUAAGUUUCCCAAUGUUACGAGGACGUUUAGAAAAAUGGAUGCUAACUUUGACAGAGUUUGAUUUACAGUAUGUCCCGGCCAAAGCUAUAAAAGGUCAGAUCAUUGCAGAUUUUCUUGUAGAUAAUUCGAAAGAUCUGAAUGACCAGAGGGCAAAUGUAAUCGACAUUGAAGUCGAUUAUUGGAAGUUAUAUUUUGAUGGAUCGAAGUAUAAAGAUAGUUCAGGGGUUGGAAUUCUUAUUAUCUCACCAGAGGGAAUUCCAUCAGAAUUCUUGUUUGAAUUAAAAUAUCCUUACUCGAAUAAUGUGGCAGAGUACGAAACUUUGAUUUUGGGUCUCGAAAUAUUAAUUAGUAAAGGGGCUUUAGAAGUUCAAAUACUAGGGAAUUCUCAGUUGGUUUUAAAGCAGUUAUCGAAGGAGUUUAAAUGCAAUAAUGAGAAGUUGCAAAAGUAUUUAACAACUGCUUGGGAGUUGUUAACCUCCUUUCGAAAAUUUUCUUUGGUUUACAUCCCCAAGAUCCAUAAUGAAAUUGCUAAUAAAUUAGCCCAAAUUGCUUCGAGAUAUAGAAUCGGUCCAGAAACUCUUAAAAAAUUUGCUAGUAUCCAUCAAAUAUUAGUGCCUAUGAAUGAAAGAGAGGCUUUAUGCAUAGAUGAAUGGGAAAACGAUGAUUGA
Arachis duranensis is the source of this 936-nucleotide messenger RNA. RefSeq lists its product as uncharacterized. The record is from RefSeq and is a predicted model, not a curated record. Bases 1 to 936 code for a protein of 311 amino acids. The transcript has a single exon. Gene Ontology annotation, molecular function: RNA-DNA hybrid ribonuclease activity; nucleic acid binding. NCBI's taxonomy places the organism in Eukaryota, Viridiplantae, Streptophyta, Magnoliopsida, Fabales, Fabaceae.